CCCAGUAAAAGACAUCCAUGAUAUUCUGGAGCUGACCAUCUUUGAUGAGGAUGGAGACAAAGCACCUGACUUCCUGGGCAAAGUGGCCAUUCCUCUGCUUUCUUUCUUGACCACUCCUCUACUCUCUGUGAGUAACAUAGUGGCCAUUCCUCUACUCUCUGUGAGUAACAUAGUGACCAUUCCUCUGCUCUCUGUGAGUAACAUAGUGACCAUUCCUCUACUCUCUGUGAGUAACAUAGUGACCAUUCCUCUGCUCUCUGUGAGUAACAUAGUGACCAUUCCUCUACUCUCUGUGAGUAACAUAGUGACCAUUCCUCUGCUUUCUAUCCACAAUGGUCAACUGAUCUGCUGUCCCCUGAAGAAAGAGGAUCUGGGGUGUCUGUCUAAAGGAAGCAUCUCCCUGGAGCUGGAGCUCGUCUUCAACCCAGUCAGAGCAGCUAUCAGAACAUUUAAACCAAAGGAGAAGAAAUUCAUGGAAGACAAUCCCAAGUUUUCUAAAAGGUUUGCUAAAUGA
Molecule: messenger RNA, 514 nt
Organism: Oncorhynchus keta (chum salmon)
Lineage: Eukaryota; Metazoa; Chordata; Actinopteri; Salmoniformes; Salmonidae
Product: multiple C2 and transmembrane domain-containing protein 2-like
Exons: 5
Biological process (GO): regulation of neurotransmitter secretion
Cellular component (GO): synaptic vesicle membrane
Molecular function (GO): calcium ion binding
Source: RefSeq, a predicted model, not a curated record